CUUUCUUUUUUUUUUUUUCAUUCUUCGACGCCCUAGACAAAGCGAAGAGCAGAGCUAGACGCGCCGACGGCAAUGGCUGGCUCCAAGAAGGUCCUCGAGCCCGAGGUGAUCCCGCCGUACUAUGUCCGGCGGCUCUUGCGCAGCUUGCUGUCGCCCGCAAUCCUCGAGAUGCUGCCGUCGCUCGUCAUCGACAGCAUCCCCAGCUGGCUCAAGUACCUUGUCGCCGUCCUGCUUCUGGCCAACAUCAAGAGCUUCCCCCUCGUGUGGCAUGUCCGCGUCUUUGCCCCCGCCAUCUGGGCCCGCGCCGUCGCUCGGCCCUCGAUCCACCCGCUGAUCCCCUUUAUCCGCUCCAACAAGCACCCGACGACGACGCCCGGGGUGCCGCCGAAGCUGCGGCUGGACGCGCUGCCCCUCGGCCGCGACAUCUUUCUCGACAAGACCGUCGUCUCGAUCCGCGCCUCGUUUGACGACUGCGACUUCAACGGCCACCUGUCCAACUCGAGCUACGCCAAGAACCUCGAUUUCGCCCGGAUGCAGCACCUCUCGGGCCGCUUCCUGCGCAUGCACUUUGACGGCGCCCGCAUGGCCCUCGGCGGCUCGGCCUUUACCUACCACGCCGAGAUCCCGGCGCUGUCCAAGUACGAAAUCGAGAUGAGCGUGGGUGCCUGGGACGACAAGUGGCUCUACGUCGUCGCCCGCUUCAUGAGCCCCAGUGCGCGGUCUAGCGGUGCUGGUCCCGGCGGCGUGAAGCGGAGCAAGAGCGCGCAGAACCUGCGCGAGCUCAUGAAGGACGUCGUCAAGCCGAGCCACGAGGCCGAGGAGGCCCGCAAGGCCAAGCGUGCUAAAGAGUCAGUCACGGGCACCGACGUCGAGGACGGCGGCAGCAACGGCGCGCCGUCGCAGCAGGCACGCGCCGUCGACCGGCGCAAGCUGUACUGCACCAGCAUCAGCCGGUACUGCUUCAAGUCGGGCCGCAAGACGAUCCCGCCGUGGUUCAUCAUUGCCACGUCGGGCUACGGCACCUUUGCCUCGACGCGCGCAAACUGGGACAAGGCCGAGGCGCUGCGCCGCUCCGUCUUUAGCCGCGCGAGCAAGCGGCACAUCCAGCAGACGGGCCGGCCGCUCCCGCGCGACAAUGUCAUCCUCGGCGGCGGCGUGCGCAGCGCUGGUAUUCUCGCCGCCUACGAUCCCUCGCGCAAGCCGGGCCAGCAGCAGCAGGAGGAGGAACAACAAGGGACCGAGGAGCACGAGCAGGAGCAGGAGGGCCUCGGCAGCUGGCAGGAUCCAAAGAGCUGGAGCAUGGCCGAGUGGGAAGAGAGACGGCUCGCUGGCCUCGAGGCGCUCCGGGAGCUGGGCGGCGUCGCGAGCGCGCACCCGCAGCGGGGCGCCGACAUCAUCGCCAACAAGGUGCAGGGCAGCAAUAGUGCCGCGCCCACCAGCUGAUCUCACUCCAUCAGUCACUCAAAAUAGAUAGAUGCGCAUGUAGCCUUCUUCUUCUGGUCAUCUGUCUCUUCUGUUUUUCCUUCUUUCCUUUUUUUGUGAGAAAAUAAUACAGGGCCCUCUGGAUAAUGGCAAACUCU
Molecule: messenger RNA, 1580 nt
Organism: Acaromyces ingoldii
Lineage: Eukaryota; Fungi; Basidiomycota; Exobasidiomycetes; Exobasidiales; Cryptobasidiaceae
Exons: 2
Coding region: 73-1443 (456 amino acids)
Source: RefSeq, a predicted model, not a curated record